This is a messenger RNA of Ricinus communis (castor bean), 791 nucleotides long. Its product is annotated as ethylene-responsive transcription factor ERF003. Lineage: Eukaryota; Viridiplantae; Streptophyta; Magnoliopsida; Malpighiales; Euphorbiaceae. Gene Ontology annotation, molecular function: DNA-binding transcription factor activity; DNA binding. Bases 112 to 696 code for a protein of 194 amino acids. The record is from RefSeq and is a predicted model, not a curated record. Gene Ontology annotation, biological process: regulation of DNA-templated transcription. The transcript has 2 exons.
CAUCGCAAACCCCCACUCUCUCCCUCCAUUGCUCCUGCUCUUCUUUUCUCUCAGAACUUUCGCAAACACAUUGAUCACACCCGCUAAUCAAAACGUUUCUUCUUCUUCACCAUGGCUAGACCGCAACAACGAUAUCGUGGCGUCCGUCAAAGGCAUUGGGGCUCUUGGGUUUCAGAAAUUCGCCAUCCUCUACUGAAGACUAGGAUAUGGUUAGGCACAUUCGAAACGGCAGAGGAUGCAGCAAGAGCUUAUGAUGAGGCAGCAAGACUAAUGUGCGGGACAAAAGCAAGAACGAAUUUUCCUUAUAAUCCUAACGAACCACAGUCAUCAUCAUCAAAACUACUAUCAGCAACAUUAGCAGCUAAGCUUCAUAAAUGUCACAUGGCAUCCUUACAAGUGACCAAGAAAAAUAACAACAAUAAUAAUAAUAAUGUCAACAAUAAACAAGCACAUGAUCAUGUAGCACAGUAUGAUAUUAAUACCCAAUUCAGCAAUAGCAAUGGCAUUGCCGGAAAAAGUGUGGAAACCGGUUCUCCUUGGCCGGAGGGGAAAUGGGUUGGUGAGGAAAGUCAAGAUGGGAAUAGCCAGCAUCAGUAUCAACAGGGUAAUGCACUUGAAGAUCAUCAUAUUGAGCAAAUGAUAGAAGAGUUGCUUGAUUAUGGUUCUAUGGAAUUUUGUUCUGUUACUUCAACAUAGAGUCUUAGGAAAAGAAACAUAUAUAGAUAUAUAUAUUAAAAAUGUAGCAACUUUGAUCUAUUUGCUAAUGCCACUUAAUUAUUAUCUUUCCAGUU